Ostertagia ostertagi is the source of this 1329-nucleotide messenger RNA. NCBI's taxonomy places the organism in Eukaryota, Metazoa, Nematoda, Chromadorea, Rhabditida, Trichostrongylidae. The record is from the annotation of a GenBank genome assembly.
AUGGCAUUGAACGACGACGACGACAACGAGCUCACCAGAAAUGAUGCAUGCAAUUGCAAUUGCAGGGACAGCUAUAUGAUCGCGCUGCGCGCACGAGGCGUGGAGCUGAGGCGGAAGGACGGCAUUAUGGACGGAGGACAGUCCGACGGGCGGCUGACCCCAUCUGCACUUGCGCCACUGCGAAGGGUCGUCUACGAUCGCAGUGUAUUACGGUAUUCUCUGUGCUACUGUUGCGGCGCUAUGGGACCACCCACUACUAGGGCUAAGGCCAAAGCGUCGGAUGUCGGGGUCGCAGUUACCCAGCCACCGAUCAAUCCAGUUAAGGAUGAGAGCAAACUACCGGUACCGGUCGUGAGGUUUAACACUCCUCCCUCCUCGAACCGAAACUCUUCUUCCGUUUCCAGGCGCAGAAACGACUCCCGUCGCGGGCCUUCUCGUCGCAUGGAUCCCGGCAUGGCCUGGCAAACGCGCAACAUGGGCAACUCAUGCUUCAAUUGCGGAGGCACCGGACACUUGGCCCGUCAGUGCCCAUCUCCUCUGCCCUCUCCCGGCCCGAAGCCGACAGGUACGCGAUCCGCCGCACGUUCUCGUUUUCCAUCCAGUAACUCUAGCUCUGCUGCUCGGAGUCUUUCUCCUCACUCUUCUCCAGUCCACGAUUAUUUUGAUGAUGCCUGCAACAAAAUCAAUGCCCUUUCGAUCUCUCUUCGCGAAAAACAGGAGGCACUGGAUAAUUCUCAGGCCCAGGUGGCGGCUCUCUUGAAGCGUAACGAUGAGCUUUCUCGGUCAGUGUUCUCAGAAGCUCGGGCCCCGCGUCCGUUUCCAGCCAGUAACCUGUGCGGUGUCAACUCGCUGUUCCUUUGCUUGAUCGUUGGCGUAUGCAUCCCGUCGGGGCUCGCGCAACCGGCCUGGUUCUGUCCGCCAAGCUCCCAUGAUUAUCUUCUGCGAGUGCCUCUCACUUACAACUGCUCUCGCUUGCUUCCGCGCCUGUUUUUCUUUAUCCCGUUUGCCAACGGCACCACCAAGUUUGAUCCUUUGUCCGGCUCACGGUCUUCGGUGCCCCCCGCCGACGUCCCCGUGUUCGAGCCUCUCUCCCGUGUCUCUCCUCGGGUGCCGACACCCCCAUUAACCAUUUUUCACAAUCUAGUAUUGACUAAUGUCAGUGAGCUUCUGCCGGAACAUCGCCUUACGGAACUUUGGGAGGUCCGUCAGUACGAACAAUUGUUGUCGUCCGCGGGCUCGCAGAGCCAAAGCCAGAUCUCUCAGUCCAUAUCUCCAAGCGCUUCUGCACCUUCUUCGCUCUGGCAACUUUUUUCGUUUAGCCUUUUCGAC